ACACCACUAAAUCGUAGCAUCACAUGGAAAGAUGGCCGACGUUCCCCAGCUCAUCAAGAUAGGAAUUUCCCUCAAAAUGCUUCCCAAUAAUCUCGCUGUCUAUUUCAAAUCCGACGGUGCCAGGUUUGGACAGACGCGCACCAUCAAACUGCUGACAGGAUCCAAGUACAAGAUCGAUGUGGUGAUAAAGCCUGGAGCAGCCCAAGCCACGUCUAUGAGCAUCGGUGGGGUGACCUUCCCUUUGGAGCAGCAGUCUAAAGACCCCCAGUCUGUGAUCUACAGUGGACUGUAUGACACAGAGGGAGUGGCUCAUACCAAGAGUGGAGAGAGGCAACCGGUCCAAAUAAGCAUACAGUUCACAGAGGCUGGCCAGUUUGAGACCGUGUGGCAAGUCAAGUUUUACAACUAUAACAAGAGGGACCACUGUCAAUGGGGAAACAGCUUUAACAGCAUAGAAUACGAGUGUAAACCAAAUGACACACGCACGCUCAUGUGGAUCAACAAAGAGAUGUUCCUCUAGAUGUGAGGACUGCGUGUGAUCUGUAGAAAAAAAUAAAGUGAUUAGAUUUGCACUGCUCCGUCAUGGGUCACAUUGUGUUAUUUAUGAAGAAAUGUUGUGUUUUCAGUUGGACCUUUCAGAGCCUGUGGUCAGAGUUGUAUGAGCAGAUAUUUUAAGAUGUUCAUUAGAUUCAAGUGCAACCCAUGUUUGUUUGAAUUGUGUGACUAUGGUGCAUUUUAUCGUGCCACUUAUCGUCUAAAUGAUGUUUUAUGUAAUCAAGAUGCAACAGACCACUGCACAAUUGUGUUCCAAGCACAAUGUUUCUGAUUAACUUGACCUGUUUUGUGUUUAGAUGUUUACAUUUAGAAAAUACUUCAUGUACUUUGCACAACAAGAACAUACAUCUAGUCUAGGACACAAUACAUCGCUUAGUGGUGUAUUGUCCAAGUGUUUCUAAAUGUCACUGAAUCCCUGUAUUUAUAUGAUAUAAUGUAUUUUUGUGUUACAGUAUUAUAUUUUUGUACUGUGAUGAAUGUGAUUUGAUUGAUUACCUGCAAAAGUGUGUGAAAUACAUUUUCUAUGCAAAGAUGGCAGAAAGAUGUUUAUGCCAUUAAUGUGUAAUUGUUUACAAUCAUAUAAAGCUAUG
Periophthalmus magnuspinnatus is the source of this 1145-nucleotide messenger RNA. It is a transcript of the gene cnrip1b, whose product is annotated as cannabinoid receptor interacting protein 1b. The transcript has 3 exons. Bases 32 to 520 code for a protein of 162 amino acids. The record is from RefSeq and is a predicted model, not a curated record. Gene Ontology annotation, molecular function: type 1 cannabinoid receptor binding. Gene Ontology annotation, cellular component: plasma membrane. NCBI's taxonomy places the organism in Eukaryota, Metazoa, Chordata, Actinopteri, Gobiiformes, Gobiidae. Gene Ontology annotation, biological process: negative regulation of signaling receptor activity.